AUGAACUCGGAUCUCGGUCAGAAUGAAUGGGUUAAUCAACUGUUGUCAAUCUCUCCUCGCUGGCUUCCAAUGCACACCUGGAAAGAAUCGCUUUAUUCGUACCCUAAAGCAUCCACCGAAAUCCUCACGAACAUUGUGCGUUGUAUGAAGGCAGUGCCAAACUUCUAUAUCCAGGUACCAUUCAUCUUCGAGUUAUUUGCGCAAACUUGAACUUGCAUAGCUGUUUAAUUCGAGGUAUCUUUCCUCGACUAUUGGAUUCCUUUUUCCGCUUAUUGAGCUGAUAGUCAUAUAUGCUAGAAAUUGUUUGCCGUUACUAACUAGCGCGCCGAAAGCAUUUUCGAUUUGUAUUUAGAAGUUUCCUACUUCUUCUACUUUUCUAAAUUUUUCAUCAAACUGUACAACAAGCGAUGGUUUAUGCACCCGCGUUUGACGCUGUGCUCGCGUAUGGGCGCUUGUCAUCUACUGACUGACUAAUACGCGUGUGGUUGAAGACUAAUAGGCUUGCGACCUUCCCCCGCCUGGAAAGUGUUAUAGUCACAAGUAGCAUGCCAUAAGAAGGUUUCGUUCUACUGGAUGUGCUGCAAGCUGAAAACGUUUUUUAGACACCACUUAACGGGCUUCGUUUUCUACGAAAAACGCGAAACGCUUUCUGGGUUCGGCAUUUGGAAGCCAUCUUACCCUAUGAUCCACCGGCAGCACUUAUUUAUAGAUAAGUUUACGUCCCCCAUGAUGCCAUAAACCCCCAUUUGCUUACGCCCGCUGCAUUACAAUAAAACUGAAUUGAGUGGGAAGUUUUCUUCAUAUUAAAUUACCAUUCUUUUGGUUCGCUAACUAAAGUUUUUUAGAUGCUUCUUUCCCUACGUUUAGUCUCGCUAUGUCUUUUUAAAACGAACUCACUGAAUAAUGUGUGUACAUAAUAAGUCUCCACCAUGAUAACGCGUUAACCACUCAGAACGACCACUGCGAGUACGCUUAUACACCCAUUCGAUAUAAUUGUACCACUCAUCUUCACCAGUCACUUUUUGCUUACUGGGAGCGCUUACUGUCUGUCUUGAGCGAACCCAACGUGGGUGCUAUGAAUUCCCAUUUGUCUGCUCGACUGACGGUAAAUAGGUUGAAUUCUCACUUUUUGAAGCUUUUUACUGGAAUUUCAGCGCCUAGUAUUGCCUCUUUGAGCCUCUGUUUGAUCAAGUGGUCCCGUCUUCCUAUCAUUACUUCAUUCAGGGGUCGGAGUUCGCCAACCCGAAUCAUCUUCAUUGGCAAAUCCAAGCCUGGCGCUCACAUUGUAUCCUUAUCGACCAACAUUUGUAUUAG
Molecule: messenger RNA, 1314 nt
Organism: Spirometra erinaceieuropaei
Lineage: Eukaryota; Metazoa; Platyhelminthes; Cestoda; Diphyllobothriidea; Diphyllobothriidae
Source: the annotation of a GenBank genome assembly